Messenger RNA from Oikopleura dioica, 738 nucleotides. NCBI's taxonomy places the organism in Eukaryota, Metazoa, Chordata, Appendicularia, Copelata, Oikopleuridae. The record is from the annotation of a GenBank genome assembly.
AUGAAGCUUUUGUCGAUUUUUGUUGGAAUUUUGAGCUUGGCUGAAGCUCAGAAAAGCAAAGCAAGAUCGAAUGAUGAAAAAAUAAGAGUGCAAGCUGCAAGAAAUAGAGAUAAGAUCAAUGCUAAGAAAGACAAAUUGGAGAAAAUCUUUGACUCCCAAGCAGCCUGGUUCAAAGAAAACUUCGGCCCUGGAAGUAUGACAACAGACGAAUACACUCCUCACGCCAGACGAAUCUAUCGAAACUGGCUCUCAAAGUACGAAAGAAACAAGGAUCGAAUGAUCGCUCGUCUGGAGAAAUGUGGGCUUCAGUCCAUCUCCCACAGUAGAAAGAAUAAGGGUCGAAAUCGUCGACAAGCUACGGAAGAAGAAAUUAUUGAAGGAAAAUUGAAAGGCUUCCCAAAAUACACCCGCGAGGAAGUUCAAGAAUUCCUCAAGAAAAAUGGCGUCACUCCCAAUGUUCGCCCUCUUGGUCCCCAAGUUCGAGGGCGAGGCAGAAAGAAAUCGAGCUUUGAGUCAAGCUUCCGGUCAGCUCAAAAUAAAUUCGCCGACAACACUGAUGACUUCGUCGAGUGGGCUAAUCACUACAUUUCCCAGUGUCGACCUCACCAACCGGAUCUUCAGAUGUCUCGAUUCGCUCAGUGGUAUGUGGUCUUGAACCAAAAGCUCAUUUCAAAGAACAACCAUUUGGAUGCCUCUCAACGCGGUGGAUUUGACAUCUACAAGCUCGACGAGGAAUAA